AUGUUAUGUCACAUCACCUGUAGGUGGCGGCUGCUGUCCGUGGUGCUGACAUGUUGUUCCUCUCCACGCCUGCAGGGGGCGACGGAGCGGCGCGCGUGCUACUACAUUAUCACGCGUAGAAGAAGCGGAAACGUGAGCAGCAGCAGUGAAAACAUGGCAGCGCCCGUUACUAGUGCAGCUCGUCUCUGUCGCCUGGCAGGACGGACUGUAGCCUCCCUGACAGCCAGACACAGGCAAGGGGUCAGCCUGCCAGUGAGGAGAUGCUACGUAUCCACCUCGACGGGGAGCAAUCUGCAGUUCAAGCUUGAUGAGAGAACGGCUCACAGCAGUCUGGACCUCUUCAAGAAAGACACUGGUGUCAUCUACCGCAUGCUGGGUCUGGACCCCAGCCAUGUGCAAGACAACCCCGAGCGUUUCCGAGACUGGGCGGUUGUGUUUGGCAACGAGAAGAUCAGCAGUGGACGACACUACUGGGAAGUGACGGUCAAAAAGUCUCAGGAGUUUCGUGUAGGCGUUGCUGAAGCGCUGAUGUGCCGGAACGACUGCGUGGGCACCAACAGCUCCUCCUGGGUGUUCGGCUACGCUCAGCGCAAGUGGUUCGCCAUGACCAGCAACAAGAUGGUUCCCGUGACGCUGGUGGGCAAGCCGGACCGUCUAGGCAUCCUAGUUGACUAUGAAGCAGGCCUUCUGGGGCUGGUGGACAUUGAGAAGCCCAGGAUCAUUCACUCCAUCCGAGUCCAGUUCAAGACUCCCAUCUGCCCUGCGUUUGGACUUUGGGACGGGGAGAUGCUCACACACUCUGGUCUGGAAGAGCCUGAAGGCCUGGAGAAGUGAAGCAUCUUUUGAAUAGUAAUGGUGAUGAUGAUGAUGAUUGUAAUGGCCGUGAAACGUAGCUGUGGCAACGCUCAUCACAUCAGUAUCUUUAAAAAGUGAGCAGGAAACAAAGCAAUAUCUGUGUGGGGAAUCAUAUACAGCUUAAUUACAGGUAAAUUUUCCGUGGUCCAAUUGGUACAUUAUCAUGACUCUUAACAAUGCAAGUUCAUACUUUGUGUAUGUCAUCCAGCCUCAGGCAUGUAUCACAGAAGCUGUUUUUGUGUGUACCUCAUGUAUUACCUCUCAGACUAACUGAUGUUAAAAGGUUGUGUGUGUGUGUGUGUGUGUGUUUUUGAGAUGAGCAUUAACUGCCAAGUUGUUCUUUUAUACUUCUGUUCACAGUUACAAAGCUUAAAUCAACACAAAACCUUUUUGGGACUCAUGUUCAUACUGUAUAUUGUUUUAAUAAAAUAACUUUCACAUUU
Messenger RNA from Thunnus maccoyii (southern bluefin tuna), 1298 nucleotides. It is a transcript of the gene spryd4, whose product is annotated as SPRY domain containing 4. Gene Ontology annotation, molecular function: protein binding. NCBI's taxonomy places the organism in Eukaryota, Metazoa, Chordata, Actinopteri, Scombriformes, Scombridae. The record is from RefSeq and is a predicted model, not a curated record.